This is a messenger RNA of Exophiala spinifera, 1863 nucleotides long. RefSeq lists its product as uncharacterized. Gene Ontology annotation, cellular component: nucleus. The transcript is spliced from 6 exons. The record is from RefSeq and is a predicted model, not a curated record. Gene Ontology annotation, molecular function: transcription cis-regulatory region binding; DNA-binding transcription factor activity, RNA polymerase II-specific; zinc ion binding. Gene Ontology annotation, biological process: regulation of DNA-templated transcription. NCBI's taxonomy places the organism in Eukaryota, Fungi, Ascomycota, Eurotiomycetes, Chaetothyriales, Herpotrichiellaceae. Bases 1 to 1863 code for a protein of 620 amino acids.
AUGCCAGACGAAAGAAAGAUCCCGGCAUGCAAAGAAUGCCGCGAGAAAAAACUGCGAUGCGUCUUUGAAAAAGACGAUUGUUGUGUCAGAUGUACAAGGCUGGGAAAACAGUGUCUAAUCCCCGAAGCCAAGCGCAGAGAACGCAAGGCCCGAUUACGUGGGCGAGUCGAACAUCUCGAAAGCACCUACUCCGAGAUACUGGCCUUACUGCGACGGAAUGGAAACACCGAGUCCUCUCCGGCCGCUACCGCCAGUUCGCAGCAGCAUCCUCCGUCGGCGUUGCAGAGUCCAUUGCAAAGGACGAGCUUCUUGUCGGGGUCGGGAGGUCCUCAAUCGAGCCUACCGGCCGUCAUCGGCUCUGACAUGCUGAGCCUGGAUGAAUGUGACGCCCUGCUCAACACUUACCGAGAGAUGUCUCGAAGCGUCCACCCGUUCGUGCUUCUUCCUCAAUCUUGUCGUGCCGCACCACUCAUUGAGGAACGCCCAAUGCUGGCACAGGCCAUCUUCAUCGUCACAUCCUGGCAGAAUCCUGCUCGUCAAGCCGCUCUUCGCUCCAUCUUUCUCAGAGAUCUUAGCGAAAAGUAUUUCAUGAGGUCUGAGAGGUCCUUUGAUCUCUUACAGGCCCUGAUAGUGUAUUUUGGAUGGUGUCACUUCUAUACCCACAGUUUCCCGUCAGGAGCUUUCAGGAUGGCCUCUACCCUGGUGACCAUGGCCAUGGAACUCGGCAUCACCCAAAGCCCGCUCACCGUCACUCAACACGAGGUUCUAAUGAACUCUAACUCAAUCUACCCACAGAGCAAUGAAGGCACACCUUCGAAAUUCUGGAAUUUCGAGGCGCGGAGAGCGUUUAUUGCCACCUUCAUUAUUUCAACUUUUUGUUGCUUUACAUUCCGCAAAAGCAAUCUUCUACCACAGACUCCAUACCUGCAUGAAUGUGCAAAGUCACUGGCUGCAGACCCUCAAUACCCCUCCGAUAUGCUGCUAGCACCCUGGAUCAAGACCAUGGCUCUAGCAGAACAGGUCACCCAGACAUUUGAUCAUGGUUCACGAGAGCGUGUGGGUGAACUCAAUGACGAAAGGACCCAGCUUCUAGUAACAACCCUGUCGAAACAAGUCGAAGAGCUGAGAGCAAAUCUCCCUCCCAAAAGCCCGGAUACAGCCAUUAUGUAUAACCAAUGCCAAUGCAUCAUCGCCUUCAUCCACGAAGUAGGCCUGUACGGACUGAGCCUGGGGAAAACACCCUCCGUCACCCGCAUCGCACUCAUCUACGAAUGCCACACGGCGUCGAUGAAAGUCUUGUCGGAGAACGUCGAACUGUCCCUCGAAGAAAUGAGUCAAUGGGGCGUCAUGGAAUGGCGCCAACUCAACCUGUGCGUAAUGCUCAGCGCCAGGUCUUCCAUCAUCUUGGACUCGACGUGUUACACGGUCGAGUCGUCCCACAGAGCCACGUGGCUACAGAAAUGUCUAGACACGCUCUGUCAGCGGAUCAACGAGCUUCACUUGAUGUCCGUCGGAGGGUCGUCUUCACAGGCGCAAAAACAAGAUCACUUUUUCAAGCGUAUAGCAACCGACUGGACGAAUAUCAAGACGUGUUAUCAGAAUUGUGUACAGAGAAAUCAAAUUCACCAGCAGCAGCAGCAACAACAACAACAAACUCCGAUGACGACUGUUCAACAACGACUACCGCUGCCGCCGCCGCCGCCGCCGCUGCCGCCGCAGCAGCAGCAGCCACAAGCACCAUUUGUAUUUCCGUCGGCUGAGUUUCCUUUUGACUUUGACGUUUUUAACGAUACAUAUUGGUAUGGGAUGGGUGAGGGAGAUGUGGCGGGUCUCAAUAUAGCUAGUGGUUGGGGGAUGGUAUGA